CAUGCCCAGCCCAGCACUGCUCUGUUGCUGCCUGGUCCUCCUGGCCGGGGUGGGAGCCAGCCGACACCAGAGCACCCUACCUGAGGACGACUGCACCCACUUCCCAGCCAGCCUGCCCCACAUGCUCCGAGAGCUCCGAGCUGCCUUCGGGAGGGUGAAGACUUUCUUUCAAAUGAAGGACAAGCUGGACAACAUACUGCUGACCGGGUCCCUGCUGGAGGACUUUAAGAGUUACCUGGGUUGCCAAGCCCUGUCGGAGAUGAUCCAGUUUUACUUGGAGGAGGUGAUGCCCCGGGCUGAGAACCACGACCCAGACAUCAAGAACCACGUGAACUCCCUGGGAGAGAAGCUCAAGACCCUCAGGCUGAGGCUGCGACGCUGUCACCGAUUUCUGCCCUGUGAGAAUAAGAGCAAGGCGGUGGAGCAGGUGAAGAGCGCAUUUAGUAAGCUCCAGGAGAAAGGUGUCUACAAAGCCAUGAGUGAGUUUGACAUCUUCAUCAACUACAUAGAAACCUACAUGACAAUGAGGAUGAAAAUCUGAAACGUGCUGGAGAACAAAACACCCAGGAUGGCAACUCUUCUCGACUCUAGGACAUGAAUUGGAGAUCUGCAAAAUACCAUCCCGGGAUGUAGGAGAGCCGACCAACUGCUUGGAGAACCCCGUCAUACCUCUCUCUUAGAAUAUUUAUUACUCUGAUACCUCAACUCCCAUUUGUAUUUAUUUACUGAGCUUCUCUGUGAA
Molecule: messenger RNA, 742 nt
Organism: Canis lupus familiaris (dog)
Lineage: Eukaryota; Metazoa; Chordata; Mammalia; Carnivora; Canidae
Gene: IL10
Product: interleukin 10
Biological process (GO): immune response
Cellular component (GO): extracellular region
Molecular function (GO): cytokine activity
Source: RefSeq, marked provisional